Molecule: messenger RNA, 859 nt
Organism: Saccostrea cuccullata (small rock oyster)
Lineage: Eukaryota; Metazoa; Mollusca; Bivalvia; Ostreida; Ostreidae
Product: protein kinase C-binding protein NELL1-like
Exons: 6
Coding region: 188-859 (223 amino acids)
Source: RefSeq, a predicted model, not a curated record
UAGGGAUGUUUGUCUUGAAACGGCGAUUGAUUUUGCAUGGAAUGUUGAUGUUUGCUGGUUUCGAUUAAGAGAUGUGCGAUCUUACCUUGGGUCAGAAACACGUUCCUGUUCGGAAAAAUGCAAUGUAAAAAUUGACAGGUUAGAGGCAGCAAGAUAUAAUCGUUACAGAUACAGAGGUUACAGACCUAUGUAUCAACUGAGGACUAUAGCUUUUAUAUUUAAUGGUUUUAGCAAGAAUUCAAAGUCGAUCAACACAAAAUGUGAUAAUAAUAUUGAAGAGAGAACUUUGGAAAUUACUUGCCAAACGUUCUCCGAGAUUGUUUAUCAAUCAAAAGAAUUAUGUACUUCAAAUACAAAAUGUGGAGAUGCAUCAAAGAAAUGUUUACGAUCGCCCAUCGAAAAAAUAGGCAUUUGUGUUUGCAGAUCUGAGUAUAUAUCAUUCGGAAGCAAAUGUUUAGAGGGAAAUUUGCAACUAAACGAUAAGUGUCAGCGAAGUGAGCAGUGUUCUGGGACAGUUGGUGCGAUCUGUCAGAACAAUACGUGUGUCUGUAGGCCAAGAUACGUCCCGCUCAAUGAUUCCAGCUGUUUUUCCCCUGACAUCUCAUAUGACUUGUGUACGUCACAUAAGGAGUGUAGAGACGAAUCUAAAUCAUGUUCAAUGACAGGACAAGUCGGCAUUUGUACUUGCAAAUCUGGGUUCAUAGGGUUCGGACACGAAUGUCUAAAGGGAAAUUUAAGUCUGAAUGAAUCAUGCCAGCGAACUGAGCAGUGUUCUAUGGUACUUGGCUCUGUUUGUCAGAACAACAGAUGCGACUGUAAGUCUCAUUUUAUAAUGACUCCAAAUGUUCUCUACAUGUGA